UCAAGACGGAAAUCACUCACAGGAUCUUCAGAGCAUCAAGAGCAAGAGAAAAAAUGAAAUCUGCUGCAGUUUUUGUUCUGUUUGCUGGUCUACUUAUUCUUCAUGUAGAAGGACAGGCCCGUCCCAGCGUAAGGAGAUGUUUGUGUCUGGGUCCUGCAGCUAACGCAGUUCGUCUACAACUUGUGGACAAGUUUGAAGUGUUUCCUGUUAGUGCAUCUUGUGAAAAUGUUGAAGUCAUUGUCACUCUGAAGAACGGAGCAGGGAAAAAGUGCUUGAAUCCCAAUUCUGGAUUUACUCAGAAAUACAUCAUGACAGCUUUAAAAAAAAGGAAUGCAGCAUGAAGCCUGCAGCGUGUCAUGACUGAACAGACGUGGAAGAAGUUGAAAUAUAUUUAAUGUUGAACUGUACAUAUGUUUUAUAUUAUUUAUAAGCCGUAAAUCUGCAUAUUGCUCAAUGUAUAUAGUUUUAGAAGAAAAAUGCAAGACUUUUAAAAAUAUAUUGUUUCUGUGCACUGACAUGAAUUUUAAUAAAUCCAGAACAUUAUAUUGCUUCAGAAAACAA
Molecule: messenger RNA, 561 nt
Organism: Tachysurus vachellii
Lineage: Eukaryota; Metazoa; Chordata; Actinopteri; Siluriformes; Bagridae
Product: C-X-C motif chemokine 11-6-like
Exons: 4
Coding region: 54-341 (95 amino acids)
Biological process (GO): chemokine-mediated signaling pathway; inflammatory response; cellular response to lipopolysaccharide
Cellular component (GO): extracellular region
Molecular function (GO): chemokine activity; CXCR chemokine receptor binding
Source: RefSeq, a predicted model, not a curated record